This is a messenger RNA of Neocloeon triangulifer, 1389 nucleotides long. Its product is annotated as carboxypeptidase B-like. Gene Ontology annotation, biological process: proteolysis. Gene Ontology annotation, molecular function: zinc ion binding; metallocarboxypeptidase activity. NCBI's taxonomy places the organism in Eukaryota, Metazoa, Arthropoda, Insecta, Ephemeroptera, Baetidae. Bases 95 to 1339 code for a protein of 414 amino acids. The record is from RefSeq and is a predicted model, not a curated record. The transcript is spliced from 8 exons.
GUUCAAGUGCAAGAUAAAGCUCUUUUUGGCUUCUUAUCAAUACGUCCUUUCCAAUAUAAACUGGGGACAAAGCAACGUGAUUUUAUCACUCAAGAUGAAAUUCGGCGUGUGCCUAUUGUUGGCCCUUCUGGGUUCUGCCCUGGGCUACAAAUCUUACUCAGGAUACCAAGUGCUGCAGACUAGAGUCUUGACAAAUGAAGACGCUGAGCUCCUGGCGCCUUUCAUGAGCAGGCCUGAGUUUGAUUUUGUGAUAACCCCUCGCGCAGGACGCGCCGCCGAGAUCAUGGCCUCUCCCGAAAACGUCGUAAUCCUCAGAAAUAACUUGAAAAGAUUGAAUUUGGAACCCACCAUAAUCGUCGAGGACGUUGGAAUUUUGAUCGAAAAGGAGAGGAGCGAAAUUGCUCACAAGCGCGCUCUUGAAAAGAAGGAAGGCCGUGCCCCAGCCCUCGACAGGUUCCUCAGCUUUGAUGAGAUUGAGGCUUACAUCGAUGAAGUCGCGGCCGCCUUCCCGAACAUCGUCAGUGUCAUUCAAAUUGGCACCUCUUAUGAAGGUCGUCCCCUCAGGGUAGUCAAACUCUCCAACGGCCCUGGAAAGAGUGCGAUCUGGUUGGACUCUGUUCUGCACGCGCGCGAGUGGAUCGGACCGCCCACCGUCCUCUACACCAUCAACGAACUGACCGAAAACCUUGCCAACAACCAGGCCCUCUUGGAUGCCAAUGACUGGUAUUUCCUGGUGGUUGCCAACCCUGAUGGCUACACGUUCACUUGGACAGAUGAUCGCCUUUGGAGGAAGACCCGUAGCCCCAACGCUGGCUCAACCUGCGUUGGAACCGAUCCCAACAGGAACUUUGACCAACACUGGGGAGAGGGUGGUAUUCCUUCGGUAUGCGAUUUAACCUUCCCUGGCAGCGCACCUUUCUCUGAACCAGAAACCAAGGCCAUUUCCGACUUCAUUUUGGCGACUCCUAGCAUCACCUUCUACUUGUCCGUCCACAGUUAUGGAAAAUACAUUCUGUAUCCAUGGGGACACACAACUGCCCUGCCACCCACUGUAGCUGAAUUGGACCGUGUUGCACAAGAAGCUAAUAAUGCCAUCCAGAGUGUGAACGGAAACUCGUACACCGUUGGCACCGCUGCUAACGUUUUGUAUUUCGCUUAUGGAACAAGCCACGACUGGGCCUACGAACAAGGCAAUGUGCCCCUCUCUUACACCAUUGAGCUGCCUGGCGGCGGCCUUGCAGGCUUCAACCCUCCUGCCUCACUUAUCGCUCCCACCAACGCCGAAUGCUGGGAAGCAUACAAGGUUUUUGCAGCAAAUAUUCCUGCUGCCAGACCAUAAAAAUAUAAGCUAUUUGAACGCUGAAAUAAAAUGAAAUUUUGCUCCAAUUA